This is a messenger RNA of Haliotis rubra (blacklip abalone), 2744 nucleotides long. RefSeq names its product dehydrogenase/reductase SDR family member 1-like. The record is from RefSeq and is a predicted model, not a curated record. NCBI's taxonomy places the organism in Eukaryota, Metazoa, Mollusca, Gastropoda, Lepetellida, Haliotidae.
CAUUGACUUUGGACCGCUCAUGCUGUUGGUUUGACUGUCAUCAUCUGGAUACGUGAUCGCCUUUGUGUCUAUGCUGACAAUGAAGACCCUAGCUGGCAAAGUGUGUAUUGUCACCGGGGCAACACGUGGAAUUGGGCGUGGCAUCGCUCUACAGUUGGGUGAGGCUGGAGCCACAGUAUAUAUUACAGGCCGGACGCUAACAACUCCAAAAGAUGCUGAUGUGUCAGGGAGCCUUACAGAUACUGCCACUGAGGUUGAGGCACGAGGAGGCAAGUGCAUCCCGGUGCAGUGCGACCACUCAAAGGAUGAGGAUGUGGAGAAGCUGUUUGAGCGAGUAGGUCGGGAACAGGAUGGUCGGCUGGAUGUCUUGGUCAACAACGCCUACGCUGCAGUCAGUGACAUUGCCAAGAACUUUAGAGUCCCAUUCUGGGAGCAGGGGCAAGACAUGUGGGAUCGGGUGAACAACGUGGGGCUGAGGAACCACUACAUCUGCUCUGUGCUGGCGUCUCGGAUGAUGGUACCACGAAAACAGGGCCUCAUCAUUAACAUAUCUUCAAUCGGAGGACUGUCGUACCUCUUCAAUGUGCCGUAUGGUAUUGGCAAAGAAGCUUGUGACCGGAUGGCCAAAGACUGCUCCGUGGAGCUAAAGCGACACAACGUGGCCUUUACCAGUCUGUGGCCAGGGGCAGUAAAGACAGAGACCGUCACACGUUUCAUGGAUGAUGAAUCAGAAAAAAACCAACUCCAUGUUUGUAACAAAUUCCAAGAAACCUUCAAGAAUGGGGAGUCUGUGGAAUAUGCCGGCAAAUGUGUUGUUGGUCUGGCUACAGAUCCAAACAUUAUGAAGAAAACAGGGCGGAUUUUCAUAUCAACAGAUCUCGGUUAUGAAUAUGGCUUUGUAGACAUUGAUGGCAAGACCCCACCGAAUCCCCGACAGAUCAAAUUCCUGGUGGCUUACUCUGGAGCCUCCUGGUUUGCAAGCCUGAUUCCUGGAUUUCUGAAGAUUCCACUGUGGGUACUUGCCCUAGUGGGCAAUAAGUUCUAGAUGGGAACUGUAUGUUCCUACAAAAUGAUUGUUUAACUUUGCUUAAUCUCAAAAACAAGUACAACAUGGAGUACUUGGAAGAUACGUUGUUGUGUACAUUGAAUUACUGUUAUAUGCAGAAAACAGCUCUACAUGUGCAUCAUUUUCUGGGACAAAUAGAUCUUCCAAUCAAAUUCCAGUGUGCUGGCAACGUUGAGUCAGUCUACGGUAAUUACUGGUACAUUAUUUUAUACUAUCAUUAUUAUCCCUUGCCAUGAAGUGGGAGGGGGAUAUUGGUUUGAGAUCUGUCCGUCCUUCCAUCUGUCCGAGAUGAUGGGGACAGAUUUUCUCAAAACACGUUACAGAUAGGGAAACAAAAUUUGAUGUUUUCAGGACAUGAAUUUUAUGGUGGAGUUCAAAUAGGAACAGAACACUGUGGCAGGGGAUAUUGAUGACCAUGUCUUCUUGUUUUGUUUUGUCCUGUAUAUGUGGUAUGUUUUCAUAUACAGUGAUUUGAGUUAUAUUGUUUGAUAACAAUACUUUAUGGUAAUUUGUUCAAAGCCUCAGGUACAUUUAUUAACAAACCACAGCAUGUUGGUGGUACCCCUUACAUUAAGAUCAAGAGUGCGUAUGAGGUUGUGCCAAAUGUCAUGUUUCAAUAUGCUUUGUUCGACAUAGGCUCUAAUAUUUAUUUAAAUAUAUUACAUUAUUAACCAUCUUCACAACUAUCUCAAAAGAAUCAGUAUUCAUGAUCAUGAAUCCACAUUUGGCGUCUGUGAGGAUGAAAGGGAGACAACUGUGUGGCUGACUGAAUUUGUUUGGUGAUUAACUGAAAACAUUAUUGUGUUUUCAGCGUAGAAUCAAGUUACUUGAAGGUUUAGCAUCCAUUCUAAAGACCAAAUUUUAAGGUCUCCUUAAAAUUUGAACUACACGUUCUCUGGUCAUGUUCAUCAUGGUUUCUACCUAGUCUGUAUUGGUACACAUACUUUAAAUAUUGUAGUUCCUGAAUGCACUCUGUAACCUGGAGUCAUACAUAUUACAUUAUUCAAAAUGCUUACUGACAAUAAUGGAGAAAGCUGUACAUUUCUAUACAGAAAUCAACUUCUGUGGCUGUGUGAAUCAGAGGUGGUUAAUGUAAUUUGUAACCCCUGAUUCACCAAUUGGUAUUGGGCAUUUUUCCAACUUCAUGGUAGAUUUCUGAUUAAUCGUCAUCCAUUGUCAGCACAAACUGGAAUGGUGGUGGUGUGUUGUUCCCACCAAAUGUGGUGUUGAUGUUAGUGCAAACUCAAUGCAAAAAUAAAACAUUUACAGAUGAGCAAACCUCAGUGCUGUGAUUAUAUAGAUGUAUUUCUCUCUUCAUUUACCAAAGUGUUUUUAAGCAAGAUAUACUUUCCAAAAUACUUCUAUGAAUUUUUCAUUAACAUGAAACUGUUUACAAUUAACAUGAUAUAAUGACAUGAUGAAAUAAUGCAAUUUGACUUGUCUAGUCCCCUGCCAUGAUAUAUCACUAGAAGAGCCACUAGAUACUCUAGUGAAUUGGUCUGUACAAUUCAGGUUGUAGCAAAUGUCUUUGAUGAACCGUACGUCAACUUGUUCACCUGCAUGUGUUGGGGCUAUCUAUAUCUGUGUUGGAUACCUUAACAUGGAGAAAGACUACUAACAAGUCAAAAACACUUGUGAGCAGCUGAAACAAUCAAGUGAUUAAAAGUAUUUUUAUAAA